AUGGUAGUACAGGCUGUACAAUUAUGUGUGUACCCUCAGUUUAUUGGAGUGCGAAUCUGCCUUGGUAUUUCUGAGGCAGAGUUGUUCCCUGUCAGUGCGCUGGUGGACAUGAUGGUGGUGGACAAACUAGGAGGAAGGAAGAUUGCAAUCAUGAAUAUGGCUCUCUAUUUGACCAACACUUUUAACUCACUCAUCAAUCCUAUGGCACUAAACACCAUAGGAUGGAAAUAUUACCUCUUUUACUGUGGCAGGCUUAUCUUGGAACUCCUAUUCAUGAUGGUGUAUAUUAUUGAGAUGAGAGUUCACACUCUUGAAGAAACUACUGCUUUAUUUGACAGGCUUAAAGUCCAUUGGGGUAUCUUGGAGUGGACCAGUGAAGUUGCUAUGAAUUUGGCUACAUACCCCAGACCUGAGGACAGUGCCGGAACAGUGCAGAGUUGCAGUUCUGCUUCACCAUCACAUUUUGGAUCUCCAUCUGAUGAAUCUGCUGUUGCAUUUGCCAGAUAA
Suillus bovinus is the source of this 507-nucleotide messenger RNA. RefSeq lists its product as uncharacterized. The transcript is spliced from 7 exons. Bases 1 to 507 code for a protein of 168 amino acids. The record is from RefSeq and is a predicted model, not a curated record. Lineage: Eukaryota; Fungi; Basidiomycota; Agaricomycetes; Boletales; Suillaceae.